AUGAAAGCACAAGAAUACAUAAAUCAGAAGUAUCAAACAAAAGAACAGAAAAAAGACAUUAGAGAGUUGGAUUUAAGUAAUCUUAAUUUGGAAGGCGAUUUAGAUUUUGCCGAUUUUAAUAAUUUAAAAGAAAUAAACAUCAGCGGAAUGAUUAAACAAAAAAUAUCCUUACCGACAGCAGAAGAAAUAAGAAUGGAUAAUCUGACUACUCAAUAUUUAAGCGAAUUUCAGUUAAGUAAUUUAAGGAAGUUAAAUGAAAUAAAAUCUAAUGAUAAUUUUAAACUUGUGAAAUUAGAAAUUGAAACUUGUCCGAGUUUAAAAGAAAUUAGAUUUCCUAAUUCACAACUUUCUAGUCUAAAUCUAAACGGUGCUCCGAAUUUAGAAAUUGUCGACCUUUACUAUGGCAAACUUGUUUCGCUAAAUUACUUAAAGUUAGGAAAUUGGGAUGAUAGACUAAAUGAAAUGGGUAUUAAUAAUCGUUUUUAUGGUUCCUUGGAACCUCUAAAAAAUUUAACUAAAUUGGAACAUCUGAGUGUUGCAAAUACAGAUAUCGAUAGUGGCUUAGAUUAUUUGCCAAACAGCAUUAAAAGUUUUUGUGGUCUCGGGGAGGAAAUAGAAGGAGAAAAUUUUUUGGAAAAACUUCGAACUUUUAAAAAUAGAAUAGAAAAUCAACUGAAAACUAGGUUAGAAGAAAGUGAAAAAGAACGAAAAGAUAAUUUAAAACUGUUUUUGGAGAUUCAAAAUAAGAAAAAGGGAUUAAAGCAGUUGAAAGCGACUGCAAAAGAGAAAUUGGAAGUCAAUCAAAAAUUAUUUAUCAACAACCUUCUAGGUUUCCAAGAAAAAAUUAUUAGACUAGAGGAAGACAGCACACAAUCAAUCGUUGCUGAAGAAGUAAAAAAAUUAAAUGAGGUCAAGGAAAAACUAAAAGAGAAGAUUACGCAGGAAGAAAUAAGCAAUCUUUGCCGAAAGAAAAUAGAAUUAACUAAAUUGGAAAUUAAUUUAGAGCAAUUACAAGAACAAGAAUUCGAAGCCAGGCAAGAAAUUUCGCAAAAUCAGUAA
Entrophospora candida is the source of this 1059-nucleotide messenger RNA. Lineage: Eukaryota; Fungi; Glomeromycota; Glomeromycetes; Entrophosporales; Entrophosporaceae. The record is from the annotation of a GenBank genome assembly.